CCCAGUUUCUGCUCGACACUUUUUUUCUCAGAUCGAUCACAGAUCUUAACAAACCUCUUUUUGUUUUGGAGAGCUGAGCCACUUUGGGCUUGCAUCUGGCUCAACCGGCGCGUCUCGGAUUUUACCCACAUACCAGAAAUAACAACCAGCACCUCUGCAGAUUUUAAAGAGUACCGAGUAGUGUGAAAGAACUGCGGGACUGCAGGCGAAGGUCCUGGAGAGUUCUGAGGUCGUGUUGCUGGCACUGAGGCGCACAGAUGGUGUUUCUGUGGGAUGCAAAAUACGAUCCAGCCCCUGGUAGGCGAUACACUCCCCCCUCCACUUCCCUUGCCUCGGGGGGGAAAAUGGCUGAGGCUUUGCCUCUAGGAGCCCAGGAGGCUGGUGGAGGGGCCACCGUGAUGGGCAAGUUCCGCAUAGCGGACCACAGCAUGGCUGAAGUGAUUUCUGAUCAUCCAGGAGAGCUGGUAAAAACUGACAGCCCAAAUUUCCUCUGUUCUGUCCUGCCCACUCACUGGAGGUGUAACAAGACUCUUCCCAUUGCUUUUAAGUUAGUGACCCUGGGUGAUAUUCCUGAUGGUACUUUGGUAACUGUGAUGGCUGGAAACGAUGAGAACUAUUCAGCAGAGCUUCGCAAUGCCACCGCGGUCAUCAAGAAUCAAGUGGCCCGAUUCAAUGACCUGCGAUUUGUCGGCCGCAGCGGGAGAGGAAAAAGUUUCACUCUCACGAUCACGGUGUUCACCAACCCUCCCCAAGUGGCUACAUAUCAAAGAGCUAUCAAAAUCACAGUGGAUGGUCCCAGAGAGCCACGACGUCAUCGUCAGAAGCUGGACGAGGUCAAACCUGGCUCAUUGGCUUUCUCUGAGAGGCUUACAGAGCUGGAACAGCUGAGAAGGAGCUCUAUCAGAGUAACACCUCCUCAUAAUCAUCAUCAUCAUCAGCAAUCUGCAAAUAGCCACCAAUCUGCAGUCCUCACUUCAGCAACAUUUUCUAGCCCUCCACACUCUGGACUAACAGCUGAUUCCAGACAGAUACAGUCUUCUCCAUCCUGGUCCUAUGAUCAGUCUUAUCCCUACCUUGGCCAGAUAACUACUCCCACUGUUCACACAACUGCUCCACUUUCACCUGGUCGCUCUUCUCUUGGUGACCUGUCCUCAAGACUCACAGGUCCUGACCUUACAGCCUUUGGUGACCCCAGGAUGGCUUUGGAGCGGCCUUUUAGCUCCCUUCCCUCCCUGCCCGACUCUCGUUUCUCUAACCCUCGGGUGCACUAUCCUCCUACAGGAGCUGCAUUCACAUACACGCCAACCCAUAAUCCAGUCUCUAAUGGUGCCAUCAGCAUCACUAUGGCGACAGCCAUGGCAACCACCCAAACAGGACGGUACCAUACAUAUUUGCCUCCACCGUAUCCUGCAAACACCCCUCACCAAGCUCAGAAUGGGCCGUUCCAGUCUACUUCAUCUCCAUACCACCUGUACUACUCAGCCACCACCGGCUCAUACCAGUUCUCUAUGAUGGCUGGGGGAGGAGGCGGCAGUGACUCACAUUCUCCACCUCGUAUCCUCCCCCCUUGUACCACUGCAUCCACAGGUUCUUCUCUUCUACACCCUUCUUUGCCUAAUCAGAAUGAGGGAGUGGGUGUGGAGGUGGAAUCCAGCCACAGUAGCUCACCAACAAACAUGGUUGCUGCUGAAGCUGUAUGGAGACCAUAUUGAGUCACCUGAGACAGUGAUAACAGAUUUUUCUACUCUUAUCACAGCAAUGCUGCUAAGAGUAGACUCACCUGAAAUGAGUAUAUUUUAUAUAAUGACAACUCAAGGACUAUGCGAGUCUUAUCUUUACAUCAUUUAAGUUGUUUGACAGUGGCGGUUCUAGACUAGAUUUACCGGCAGGGGGUGGAGCAGUUCUUUUUCAAAACAAUACAAAAAAAAAACAGGGCAAUAUUUCAUAAGUUAAGUAAGCCACAGAGCCAUUUGGUUCUGUGGAUCAAGGGAUCAAGCUGAUGAAAUGAAAUAACAGAUGAAAACUGUUAUUCUAUCUCAAUGCAGCUGAAACUAAAAGAGCAACACUGUAAAGCCGCAGUAUGAAAUUUUUAUUAAAAAAAAUUUUUUUAACAUAUUUGUUGAAGCUGUCACUGUCGUGGUAUGAGGCAGAGAAUCAGUGAAAAAAAAUCUAGCUCCUCUGCCUUCUCCCCGUGCUAACUAGAACAACCAAUCAGAGCCCGGAGGUGGGGGUUAGCGCUGUCAUUCACAGUGUCCUGUGGUGCUGCCAGCUUUUGCCAACAGAUUCUGUUGCGAGUGCUCAGGCUAGUUAGCAUAGCAGCGGCUAAAAUCGUUUUUCUGUAACAGUAAAUUGUUUCUCCGC
Molecule: messenger RNA, 2361 nt
Organism: Xiphophorus maculatus (southern platyfish)
Lineage: Eukaryota; Metazoa; Chordata; Actinopteri; Cyprinodontiformes; Poeciliidae
Gene: runx1
Product: runt-related transcription factor 1-like
Exons: 8
Coding region: 258-1712 (484 amino acids)
Biological process (GO): regulation of cell differentiation; regulation of transcription by RNA polymerase II; neuron differentiation
Cellular component (GO): nucleus
Molecular function (GO): ATP binding; RNA polymerase II cis-regulatory region sequence-specific DNA binding; DNA-binding transcription factor activity, RNA polymerase II-specific
Source: RefSeq, a predicted model, not a curated record